Molecule: messenger RNA, 1068 nt
Organism: Talaromyces proteolyticus
Lineage: Eukaryota; Fungi; Ascomycota; Eurotiomycetes; Eurotiales; Trichocomaceae
Exons: 8
Coding region: 1-1068 (355 amino acids)
Source: RefSeq, a predicted model, not a curated record
AUGGUAACUAAAUCGCCUUUCAUCACAGAGGCUUGGGUAGAAUAUGGACUCAGCAUCACUGUUGUUCUUAUACGGGUAUUUGCAAGGUGGAAGUUAAUGGGAUUCAAAGGAUUCGGUGGUGAUGACUACCUCUGCAUACUGGCUGCUUUAUUCUGGACGUCGGAGAUAGUCAUAGUCUACCUUGUCGGUCGAGUCUAUGGCAGUAACACUGGAUGGACGUCUCAGGAGCGGUCCAAUUUCAGUGAAGCUGAAAUUAAAAGAAUGGCGACCGGCUCAAAAUUGGUCAUAGUAGGGUGGUUUAUGUACGUUAGUAUAAUAUGGUCAUUGAAGGGGUCGGUAUUAUUUUACUAUGAACGCCUCACAUCUGGCAUCUUUCAACGAAAGACAGUGAGGCUAUCCGCUAUUGUCUGUUGCCUUUCUUAUGUGGUCGUCGUUUUCACGAUUGCCUUUCACUGUCAGCCAUUUCAUUUGAAUUGGCAGGUCAAUCCGGAUCCUGGUAGAGAGUGCUCGAUGCACUACAGUGCCUAUCCUGUUGUCGCUGCUUUCAAUAUAUUGUAUGCUACGUCAGCCACCGACAUGAUUAUCAUCGCUAUACCCAUUCCGAUACUUAUCAAACUGAGAAUCAAGCUGAUAAGAAAACUAACAAUUGGCGCUCUACUAUGCUCAGGUAUCUUCAUUAUGGUCUCUGCCUUGCUGCGAUGUGUUCUCUCCUUAGUGAAUAUCAAGAACAUCAACGUGGCGGCAAUUUGGGCAGCGAGGGAAUCAUUCGUCGCCUUUGUUGCGGUCAACGCACCUAUAAUUAAACCUCUAUUCAACACGUCAACUUGGGUCAGCGCCUCUAGGCUCACGGAUUCCAGCCACCAGCAUACACCUUCAACCAAUACGAACAAAAAAAAGCAGCCUCCGUCUACACGGGACGAACAGUACGAACUGGGAUAUGUCAAUUCUGCCAGUCAACCACCACAAUACGGGUAUACAAGUGAUGUAUCAAACAGUUUCGCACAGGCCGUCGGUGAUAGUGUAAGAGUUACGACUGAUUAUCAAGUCACUCAUAUCGAACGCGUCUGA